ACAGCCACAAACGCGUAGCCACAAAGCACUAGUAAACUUCCACUACUACAGUACUACACAAUAGUCUGUGGAGCAGGCGCACCAGUGCCUAGCUUGUGUGGAUCCCGAAAUUUCCAUCUCACAUCGUACGUCGAUGGGCAAAGCUUGGCCUCAUCGCGUGACAAAAAAUUGUACUCAGCAUCAGGAAGCUCCAAAGUGCUCUUAAUACGGUCAGAGACAGAAAUAUUGAACCGUGAGCUCGGCAGUCAUAAAUAUGCAUCGAGGUCUCCUCCCGCGGGGAACUCGGCCGUUGCGGCGCGUACCGCAUCAUGGAACCGGCCUUCGCUCAAGCUUAAACUCGUCUGCGGUCUCGGAGACGCCGGCUCAUGUGAGGUUUGGCUCGACCACAAAGCCUCCAACUGCUUCAAAGCCGCAUCAAACCACGCAGCAGCAGCAACAACCCCCGCGUCACACCGUACUUGAGAAACCGGAAAAGUUCAACCCACCAUCACAUGGCGCCCGGCUGCCCAAGAAGGGAUAUGCUCCUCCCUCUCGAACAUAUGGCGGGGACCUGUCGGCCGAGCAGAUCAGGGUCCAGAAUACCAAGGACUAUCCGGGCAUGCCGCCGCCUCAAGGCUCCAUGGCACAUCGUAUCAUCCACAAUAGACGCCUACACGCUUUCAUAUCGAUUGGUGUCUUGACCAUGUUGGCCAUCUAUACCUACGUCUUGAACUUCAAAAUGACCUCACCAUAUGUGGAUAUGAUCCCUCCCUGGUCCGAUUUCUUCUGGCACCCCUUCUCGUCCAUUUAUACUGUCUUCGACGCCGUGAGGCUCACGACUCUGCACAAUUCCGCCAUCGUGGCUGCCAAGAGAGAAAAGGCUAUCGACGAUGUGCUGAAGCGCAGGAGAUACCGCAAGGCACACGGCAUCGACGAGUCGGAAGGCGUUGCUGGAUGGUUCAAGGCUGACGCGGUGGACCCUGAAGAGCAACAAGCACCUGCCACCGCCAGCGCUGCAUCGCCUGAUCAGCAAAAGGCCGUCGAGGCUUCUUCACAGGAGAACAAAGACAACGAGCCGAGGAAAAAGAUUUUGGGUAUCUUCUGAGAAGGGGCGCCAGAUACGUCGCGCCUCCAGUGAGUAGUACACAGUUCUGCCCACCCUCACACUACGAGUAGUUACUGCUCGAGUGCGUGUCAACUUUUCUACCUGCAACACUAUAAUCUCAUGACAGCUCUACAGCCUUGAGGGCGUCCAAGACUUCAUCAGCCACACCUCCCUUCUCUAGCACCUUUUGUACAAUAGCAUUCAUGACGGCCAACUUUGUUCCUCCUCUUGGCGGUUUCCAGACACCCUCCACUGCUUCAGUAUCUGUAUUCCGGCCCUCUGUUUGCUUUUGGGGCGCCAAAGCAGGCGCGGCAAUCGUGUUGGCGACAGCGGUGUCUACAGCUGUAUCAUCUGCUGCUCCGGAGGGCGUCAACCUUGAAGGAGGGUCGAUGACGCGGAUGGAAAGCAGGCGGAGAUUCCGGGCUCCAAUGCUCAAGGGCUUCACCGCCCCUGAGUCGACGUCCAUAUCGUCCAGAGAAUUCGCUGCCGUCACUGCUGCCUCGGUGAUUGAAAUGGCGAUGGCUACGUCUGCCACUGCAAGCUCCUCCUUGGAUGGGUCGAAUACGAUGUUGUCGCCAACAGCAGUCACUAGAAGCGUGACUGGCGGCCGAGAGCUUGCAGCACUCUCGGCUGUCUUUUGGCGUGAGUACAGGAACGGCGAGACGUCCCAAUCGUCAUCGAAAAGAGGGUCCUCGUCGCCUUCAGAUUUGAGGCGUGGUAGCCUUGUAGCCAGCAGUGCAAGGUGCGUAGUAAGGGACAGCAAAGGUAGAGGGUAGGAUAGCGGCGGAGAUAUCAGUAUAAUCUGUGAUAAAACAUUAUUCGAUCGUUAGCUGUGUUAUCCGCAAAGAUUUUGCACACA
Pyricularia oryzae 70-15 is the source of this 1943-nucleotide messenger RNA. RefSeq lists its product as uncharacterized. Lineage: Eukaryota; Fungi; Ascomycota; Sordariomycetes; Magnaporthales; Pyriculariaceae. The record is from RefSeq and is a predicted model, not a curated record. The transcript has 2 exons. The coding region runs from base 254 to 1084 and encodes 276 amino acids.